Molecule: messenger RNA, 7375 nt
Organism: Oncorhynchus nerka (sockeye salmon)
Lineage: Eukaryota; Metazoa; Chordata; Actinopteri; Salmoniformes; Salmonidae
Product: rho guanine nucleotide exchange factor 37-like
Exons: 13
Coding region: 657-2939 (760 amino acids)
Cellular component (GO): cytoplasm
Molecular function (GO): guanyl-nucleotide exchange factor activity; protein binding
Source: RefSeq, a predicted model, not a curated record
GUUGGGCCUGAAAUGUUUGUUAGUUGAAUUGUUUCUCUGUAAAUAACUGACAAAUUGCAUCACCCUCAAGAUAAACAUUUACUGUCAACUCCAUAUGAUUUUGUCUUGUACUCACACAUUUCUAAAUUCUUACAGGUGGAAAAUCUUUACCAUUACUUGGGUGGCAAUUGGCAUUGAAUUCCCUUUGAGCUUUUGUUUCCUGUGAGAAAACAUCAAUCUGCAUGGUGCUGUCUCUCUACUGGCGGGCCAGCCUUUCUUCUUGAAUGGGUGCCAGCCAAUGAGCUUCCUCCUGAGCAGGCGUCACUCCCUUUUCACCGGCUGCUGCAGUCAAUCAGCUUAUUCAGCACAGAGAGGAUAUGUGCUGUGUGUGCUCAGGCCUUUCCACACUGCUAAAAGCCUACAACCUCCCUAUCUGCCUCCCACUUUACCCCAACAAACAUCCCAUGCCGCUGACCCUCCCAUCCCCCAUUCCCCCACAAGCCUCCACUCACACCCAUGCCACAGCUCUGUUAGUGAGUGAGUCAGUGGAGAAAGUUACACCAGUCUCUAUGUUGGUGUGUUUGCCAGGCACUCGACGGCAACAACCGCAGCACAAUCCUUUUGCCCGCCAGCCCUGCUGAGUCUGAUCCCAGGCCUCUUCUCAAGACAGCCUCAGCAUGGAAAGCCCAGUGAGGGCUGAGCCAGCUACCCCAACCCUGGCUCCCCCAGCUCCCCGAAACCAUACUCCUUCUCUAAGUCCCAGAGCUGAGGCCAAAGAGAAGAGGUCGGAGGUGAGCGAGGGAACAGCGGAUGAGUGUGAGGCAGUGGACAUAGAGGAGCACCCUAUAUGUCUCUCGCUGUUAUCAAAGAUGACUGUGUUUGUGGAGGCGCCAGCAGAGGAUGCAUCAGAGAAGGCUGCAGUUGAGGAGGCUGCAGCCAAGGAGAGGGCUGAGAGAGAGGCUCAGAGGCAGCUCCUGGCCACAGAAGAGCUGAUCUACACAGAGAGGAACUACCUGAGACUCCUCCAGGUCUGCACCUGCACCAUCAGGAGCAACCUGCAGAAACUACAGCCUCCGCUGCCUAACCUGGACAGCAUGUUCCUGUACAUAGAAGAGGUGAUUGAUGUGUCGGGACGCCUCCUCAGCCUCCUGGACCAGAAGCAGGUCACGCCCCAUGAUCCUCUCUUCCUGGAGACCCUGUGUGACUCCUUCCUCAGUCUAUCAACAGACAUCGAGUCGGCUUACAAGGAGUACCUGUCCAACUACAACACCGUCACAGCGUUAGAGAACUGCUACAAACAGAAAGAAUCCCUGUGGACUGAGAUGGUGAAAGUCAUCAAGUCCUCAGCGCCAGAGGUGAAUGCUACCUCUCUGAGCUUCUUCCUGGUGAUGCCAGUCCAAAGGAUCGCUCGCUACCCUCUUCUCCUCCAGACCAUCAUGAAACAUACAGACCCUGGGCACCCGGCCUACUCUCUCCUGGAGCAGACUGCCCACGCCGCCGUAGCCAUCAACUGCAGGAUCAAUGAGUACAAACGCUUCCGAGAAGUUGCCGACAAAUACAAGAAGACGGAAACCUUGACGAUAAGGGAUAAGAUAAAUCGUCUGAAUAGCCACAGCAUCGCAAAGAAGACUGCCAGACUGAGUCAGUUCAUCAAGCAUGAGACGGGGAUUGCACCAAAGUUGGUUGAUGAGGAGUUUGAUGCCUUGGAGGGCUUUUUCUAUCUCCUUGAAAAUGGUAUCGCCGUGCUACAUGAAAAUGUGGAGACGUAUCUCAGCCAUCUGCAGAGAUUCCUUAGCUGUCGACCGGAGGAGUUUGACCUUGACAUGGACGGCGAGAAGCCUGCUAUAUGCUACAAGGAAAUCACAGCAGCAUUGAGACAAUGGAUACUUCCUACAUUUGAGAAGAGGAUGAGGACCUUGGUCCACAAGCCGCUCUGUGCCCUUCGAGAACUGCUGGUGGGGCCUCGUAACCUGAUCCGUAAGCGCCUGGACAAGCUGCUUGACUACGAGCUGAUCGAAGAGAAGCCCAGUCUGAGCUACGAUGAGCAGGCGGUGGCAAACACCUAUAAGACCAUCAACACGUUGCUCCUCAAUGAGCUGCCCCAGUUCAAUGGCCUGGCCCUCACCCUGCUCUGGGGCAUGCUGGGGGCCUUCAGCUGCCUGCACAAGGACCUGGCUGCAGACAUGGAGCAGCUCUUCCAGGGCUUUGCCCAACAGCUCCCUCACAGUUCCCUGGAGCCUAAUGCAUUCUGGGAGUGGGCAGAGUGUUCGGUGCUGGAGGGUGCGAGGAUGCUGGAGACUCUGUGUCGGAAUGUGGAGGACCAACUCAAUGCUCCCAUUGUCCAGCCUCUCAGCCCUGGGUCUCAGAAGUGUCUGAAGGUCCUGACAGACAAGCACGGCUCAGGCAAGAUCUACCAGCUGACUGGUCAUGUGGUGGGGACUAGAGACCUGGACCUGAGCCUGAACAGAGGAGAGCUGGUGGCCAUCAUCAGUGAGAUGGACACACGGGGGGACAGACGCCGCUGGCUGGUCGACGCAGGGGGUCCAAGAGGAUACGUCCCCUCCUCAAAACUGGUGCGUUACCACCAGGUAACCAUGGACCCUCCCCCGUCCCCUCAUCUGACAGUCACUACCGUGGAUUGUGCUGGAGGUGUCAGGCGACACUCCUACACCCCUGACGUCAGGCGACACUCCUUCUCCCCUGAUACACCCCAGCCCGUGAGGACUCUGUCGAUGACCAUGCCCUGCUUCCAGGUGUUUGCAGGCUAUGACUUCACGGCGAGGAGCAGUCACGAGGUCUCUCUGAGGGUGGGGGAACCAAUCAGAGUGCUGGAACCCCACGACAAGAGGGGUAGCCGCGACUGGAGCCUGGUGGAGGUGCGGGAACAGAGGGGGUAUGUUCCCUCCAACUACCUGGCAGUGGUGCCUACAUCUACGUGGCCCACCACCCCCUACCACUAGGGUUGCCCCGGACAACCAGCCAGUCCGUGCUAGACGCCACUCAACCAUCGCUGCCCACGCACCUCUGCUCAGCAGGAGAAGCACUCUCACUGAAGCCUACAUCUACAGGAGGGCGAGAAAGGUGUGUGUGUGUGUGUGUGGUGUGUGUGUGUGAUGGAUUAGAUGACAGGUGUGUGUGUGUGUGUGAAGUGGUGCACCAGGCAUUUGCAUGUAGAGUGCUCCAAGCCCUUCGACUGCAGCACUUAUUAGAAGCAUGUAAGUGGGAGGCUGCUUCCAUCACCAGGAACCAGGGGUGAAAUGCUGCUUUCUCCUACAGAAAAUGACUGACUGGCAGGCAGGUAGCAAUGCCUCAGCACAGCAUGAGGAUGAAGGAGAGCAGGCAGUCUUGUGGCAAGGGAAUUGGUUGUUGUGAAUAUUUUACCUACCUGACAAAGCUUCUCCACUGAGCGGAUCUCUCGCUCAACUGGCACUGGCAGUUAAACUGAUGGACAUAUGUACACGCCCCUGACUCUGUUUAUGUGAUGUACCGCUUGCACCGUCAACAGUGAAUCUGCCACUGACAUUGACAGCAAUGCAAUUUAUGCUCAGGCAAACUAGUUGUAUGAUUUCUAAGAAGAAAUGAGGUCGGCAUACUGAAACAUUAAUGCCAGAUUGAUCGAAUAAGAAAAGGGGGAGAGUGGAUCAGAGAAGUCCUGUUCAAAUGGAUGAAGCGUAGCUAGUUUGAUUCCAGAUAUCAAACGGCAGCAAACAUCUGUUAUUAAAAGCAAUUGUAUCAUUCGGGUUGUUAUGGCUUUAAUAGCAUAGUACUUGUCGUGCUAGCGGCGCCUUCUCAUUGGUCCAAAUGUCAGAGCAGAGUGAGAAGACAAGACGUUACAAUGCUGCUGCUGCUGCUGCUGUAUCUGGGCUGUCUGGUCUAGACGGAGGCAGAACUCUGUGUCUUCUCUGAGCUGGCCACAAGGGGGCAUACCUCACCAACUCUCACCUAACAGAUGGCUUUUGUAGGCUUUAGCUUCAUUAUCUUUAUUAUUACCUCAGUCAGUAUUGAUGUUAAGCUUCUGGUGGAUGUUGCACAAUCUAAACAUGUUCAUAUCUUAACAGUGUUGUCGUAUAAUUAAUUUGACUGUCACAAUCUGCUUCAUAAUAUUAUCUAAUGAGAAUGUGUUUGCUCAGUAAGUCUACUGUCAGGGAUAAUCCUAUGCCGUGUUUAAAAAAAUAUAUAUAUAUAUAUUCUAUUUAUUUACCCCUAGCAGGCAGAGCCGCACAUCAGGCUUUCAUGUGUUCUGAUGAAAUGAGCUAUGGAAGAUGAAAUGACUCAGUAUAGCCAAAAACAGUUUGAAAGGGAGCACAGCUCUGCUCUGUUGGUGCAGCAGUGUCAUUGUUAUGCUGAUUGCUGCAGAAUAGUCUGUGUGGCCUGGAUAAUACAGAAUUCAAGCUGGGUAUACAGCUUUUCAGAUAUUCACCUCCAUUUUACCAUGUUGGCUCAGGACAGGGUUCUUAUGCGGCUCUAAGAUGGUGCAGUUUCUGAAUUUUAGAUGCAUUUUGAGGAAAAGCCACAUAGACGGUGACCCAUUUUUUAGAAAGCUAUUAUAACAUAGCUUUCACUAAGAGAGCACCAGAAUGGAGGGUAAUCAAGUGUAAAUGAACGUAAGGGCUUUUAGGGUUGCACUUAACCAAACAAUGCUACUGUGUGGCGCGUGCUGUCCUCCAUAUGACAUCUAAACAUGUGUGUGUGGCGUAUUCCGCAUUUGUGGUUGUCACCUUGAUGCUAAGGACUGGUUGUCAACAGGGAUUUGAUGCAGUGACUCCCUGCAGGUACCGCUAUCCCUAGCAUGACAGAACCCUACGCAGCUCUAAAAAUACACUUUCUCUCAUUCAAUGGUUCUAUAAAUAGACUACUGUCAUUAUAGGAUCCCCUGUUGGACCCUUGGCCUCCCCCUGCUGGCCACUGUGGAAACACAUUUUUCCCUUCCUUCCUCUGGGUGGUAAAUCCCAUAACAGCGACUGUUAUACUACCUCCCUGCAAGGCUCCAGGGCCGCUCUUGGCUUAAAAUCCAUAGGGGAGUAUACAGACAACAACUAGGUUGGUUGUUGUCUCUGUCUUUUGAGAAUUGGGCUCCUGACUAGGAGGGUAAAUCCAGUGCUUUGCAGGCAGGGCUGAGACGAGGCGUCCAUGUUUCUGUCAGCCUCCAGUCAGAGUGUGGAUCAGCUGCUCCACUGUAACACUGUCUGCUUAUCUGGCUGCAGCCUCAGAUUUACGUGCUGGGCUAAAAUGAUUGUCCAUUUUUAGGGGGUCACUGUGGCAGUCAAGGGAAAGUGCAUCUGGGUGCCGGGGGGGGGGUAUUAUUUUUCCUGAGAGUCUCUCUCUCCGCCACCUCCCCUGACAUGUGAGGAAGUGUUGAAGCGCAGUGUGUAACGGCGGCUGAUCCGUCGCACUGGGCUUGGCCACAGAAAUAGCACCAGUGGGCUUGUCCUGGUUGUUUUAAGCCAGGGCUGUAUUUGGUAACCGUCUGGCACCGCCCCUGAUGCCUUAGCUUUGGCUUCUUUUAGGCCCUGUCUCUGGCAAAAACCAAUUUAGUUUUAACAAUGGUUCAUCCCCUCUGCUGCUGGACUAGAAUGGGACAUUUUCCCUUGGCUUGUAGCUAAUGACUGGGGGGCUUAGAAGAUAGUGGUGAGACUGAGGCGUGGACGGUGCAGGGUACGGCAAGGCAGGGAGGCAUGUGACGCUCUGCAGCCAUGCAGCAAAAUUCUCCUGAGGCUCCCCUUGGGGAGCUGAGGAUGGAGCCACUGACAUGGCCCAAUCGCCAUGUGUGUCAGUGAGAGCGUGUGAGUGAGCCACGGCAGUCAAGCUUAACAGAUCUCCUUGUCGUCAGGAGGAUUGACUUGGCUGUUCCUAAUUCCAGGACAUCGGCUGUUUUCUGCUUUCUCCUUCAUGCUUCCAGCCCUUCUUUGAAUAAGACAUACAGAGAGACAGAAGACCGAUACACAGUGCAUUCGGAAAGUAUUCAGAGCCCUUGACUUUUUCCCACAUUUUAUUACGUUACAGCGUUAUUCUAAAAUGGAUUGCAUUUUUGCGUGUAGAUUGAUGAGGGGGGGGGGGAAGGAAAUAAAUAAUUUUAGAAUAAGGCUGUAAUGUAACAAAAUGUGGAACAAGUCAAGGAGUCUGAAUACUUUCCGAAUGCACUGAACACUGACUGACAUAAGAUACAAUUCAUGUUUCCCUUCAACUGGAUAUCAUUCCAUUCAUAAUUCUCCCACACGCUGACUUGAAACUGAAUUCUAUAUUUAUUUUACCUUUUCUUUAACCAGGCAAGUCAGUUAAGAACAAAUUCUUAUUUUCAAUGACGGCCUAGGAACAGUGGGUUAACUGCCUGUUCAGGGGCAGAACGACAGAUUUGUACCUUGUCAGCUCGGGGAUUUGAACUUGCAACCUUCCGGUUACUACCCCAACACUCUAACCACUAGGCUACCCUGCCGCCCCAAUAUACCCUUUCCAUUUGAAGGAAGUUGUGUGGCCUAGCAUCCUGUCCAGGGAGUGCAUUUGUACCUCAAGCUGCCUCACGCUCCAGAAACAGGAGACCGAACGGCCAAUAGGACAGGAGCCUGUCUCGAACAGGGCUACUUACUUAUGUGGCCUUCAUAAAGGAAUUGCUUUGAUGUUCUGUAACUGGAUACUUUUGAAACAUUAUUUGUAACCAAAGAGUAUUCUAGGAUUGUUUACAUGUUGAUCUCAUCUGUGCUGUGUCGGGCAGUGCCCUUUCCCUUGGUGUAAAUCACAUUGGCCCCUUAGUACAAAAUAGACUGGACGGUCCUUUUGGGUCCUGGGGCCCAUUCAGACUGAGGGAGGAGCAUGGGUGGGGGUAAGGAGUGAUUGGAGUAGAGCGAGAGGCUGCGUUAGAAUCCUCACAGAGGCCCCAACUGGAGGGGGACUGCGUUGAUCAUAGACUGUUCUAACCCAUCAGACUGUUCUAACCCCCUCCCUUCUUACUGCAUUGAUCAUAGACUGUUCUAACCCAUCAUAGACUGUUCUAACCCAUCAUAGACUGUUCUAACCCCCUCCCUUCUUACUUUUCCUGAAAUGAUGACGUUGCUUCGUCUUUUUCUCUCGUUCACAAUGCUCGAAAUGUGGCAUCGAGACGCUCCGUUUUUUUCUUUUGUUUCUGUUUGAACCGUUUGACGUACAGCCAUGGGCUGGCUACUGGCUCGUAUGGUGGGGCUGGCUACUAGCUCGUAUGGUGGGCUGGCUACUGGCUCGUAUGGUGGGCUGGCUACUGGCUCGUAUGGUGGGCUGGCUACUGGCUCGUAUGGUGGGCUGGCUACUGGCUCGUAUGGUGGGCUGGCUACUGGCUCGUAUGGUGGGCUGGCUACUGGCUCGUAUGGUGGGCUGGCUACUGGCUCGUAUGGUGGGGCUGGCUACUGGGGCUGGCUACUGGUGGGCU